Molecule: messenger RNA, 2713 nt
Organism: Diachasma alloeum
Lineage: Eukaryota; Metazoa; Arthropoda; Insecta; Hymenoptera; Braconidae
Gene: TH1
Product: negative elongation factor D
Exons: 4
Coding region: 515-2257 (580 amino acids)
Biological process (GO): negative regulation of transcription elongation by RNA polymerase II
Cellular component (GO): NELF complex; nucleus
Molecular function (GO): RNA binding
Source: RefSeq, a predicted model, not a curated record
UGAGGAUUGUUCAUAAAAAUCGCGCUUCAUGGGCGGCUUCAACUUCACUCGAGGACAUUCGAUGGUUUCAAGGUGAUAUUUUUAUGGGGGAGUUGAUGUGGUGAAGUGUUUAACGCUUCGGAGGGGAGUUCCAUCGGAAUUCGGACUGUUUGGGCGGUUUUUAUGGAGUGGUGAGGCUAGAAGACGAGGUUGUGGGGUUAUGUUUACAACUGUUGAAGCCACUUGUGCCUGGAUGUGGACCUAGUGCCCUAAUCACGAGCAGUUGUGUUGUUUUGUGAAUAUUCAUCGAUAGGACAGUUUGUAGGGGAAUAAUUUAACGCUGGGGAAGGGAGCUCCAUCGGAAUUCGGACUGUUGGACGGUUUUUGGGGAGUGAGAGAGGCAAGAAGACGAGUCUGUGGGGUUAUGUUUACAACUGUUGAAGCCACUUGUGCUUGGAUGUCUUGGAUCUAGAGUUUUUACCACGAGUUGUUGUUGUUUAUAAACAUUUAUUGGUAGGAAAUUGAUAGGGGUGAGAUGGAGCCGGAGUAUGAUGAGGAGAGGGGGGGCUGGGGCGAUGAUAUGGGGCGUGGGGACGAUCCAGGGGGUGACGAUCCUCUGGACAAUCCCCAGGAAGUGCUCAAUCAGUGUCUGGAGAAGUUCAAAACACCGGACUACAUCAUGGAGCCGGGGAUCUUCACUCAGCUCAAAAGAUAUUUCCAAGCAGGCGGCAACCCAGAGACGGUAAUCGAGCUCCUCUCGAAGAACUACACAGCCUGCGCCCAGAUGGCGAACCUCCUCGCAGAAUGGCUGAUCCUGGCAGGCGUCAAAGUGACAGAUGUCCAAGCAAUGGUGGAGAACAACCUGAAAGACAUGAUCCUGAAGACGUUCGACCCGAAGAAAGCCGACAAGAUCUUCACGGAGGAGGGAGAAACCCCAGCCUGGCUGACCGAGAUGAUUCAGCACCCAACCUGGCGUUCCCUGAUCUACCGCCUGGCCGAGGAGUACCCAGACUGCCUCAUGCUGAACUUCACCAUAAAACUAAUCUCAGACGCUGGAUUCCAGGGUGAGAUCACCAGCAUUUCGACAGCAGCCCAGCAAAUCGAGGUUUUCUCUCGAGUACUGAAGACUGCAAUCGCUGGAUUUCUCCAGAACACUGAGGACUGGCAGACGAGUAUAAAGGAAUGCGCGAAGAUGGUGUGCCAUGGACAGCACACUUACGUGUACAGUCAGGUGUUACUGCAAAUACUGGCGCAGGAGACGAGAGGUGGAUUCAUGAUGAAGAGACUCUCCCAAGAGAUAACAAAAUGUGCCCAGCAGAACAGACACGACGUAACACCAAUCACAAUGGCUCUGAAUGGAGCUGCUAGCAGCCCAGCUGCCUGCCUGGCCCUGGCAUCAAUGUUGUCGAGAAAUACCCUGAAUCCAGCUGACAUCACUGUCCUCUUCAGACAUUAUUCCUCGACAGAGCCACCACCAAUAGAACUAGUGAGAAAUCCCCAGUUCCUGGAGCUCCUCGUGGAUUCUCUCUUCAAGUCCGGGGUUAAACUCAACCCCGAGCACAAGUCCAAGUAUAUUUAUCUCCUGGCUUAUGCUGCGAGUGUCUGUGAAACCCUCCCCAGAAAGGGAAACACUAGGAAAGUGAAUAAAGACGAAUUGAAGACGACUAUUCAAGCCAUCGAGAAGGUCCACAACAUCUGCAAUGUCAAUAAGGGAUCCACUGAGUUGGUGGCUGAACUUAAUACACUUUACCAGUCCAUUCGGUUCCCAGUGGUGUCUGUGGGGAUCAUCAGGUGGGUUGAGUGCACUGUCACUGAACCCUCGUACUUCAAACUCAGCACUGAACAUUGCCCUAUUCAUCUGGCACUGCUGGACGAAGUCGUUGCUUGUCACAAUUUGCUGCAUCCCAAAGUUCUGCAGUUACUGGUGCAACUUUUUGAGAGCAAACAGGAUGAGCUGGAGAUCCUCGUCCAGCUGGAGAUGAAGAAGAUGUUGAUUGAUAGGAUGGUUAAUCUGCUGAGUCGAGGAUGCGUUGUUCCGGUUGUUUGUUAUAUUAAACAGUGCUGGCAGAGGGGAGACACUGAUAUUUCUUUGAUCAGAUAUUUUGUUACUGAAGUACUCGAGGCAAUAGCCCCUCCAUACAGCCUGGAAUUCGUACAACUAUUUCUUCCAAUGGUUGAGAACGAGGAAAUCACUGGGACAAUGAGGGGAGACAGUGAUAAUGAUCUUGUUUCAGAAUUCAUAAUUCACUGCAAAGCCCAUUGUCCUGUCGUGAGAUGACGAUUUAAAGAUUGAAUUUUCAUGGUGUUCUUGAUGGAGAGUAAUUCUACGAUCUGUGGGUGGUGUUAGAUUAUGUGGCCUCUGAAACAUACGAUCAUUUCGCGUAAGAAAAUAUUUACUUUGGUACAGAUAUGAUAAUCACACAUUCUUAAACGUUUUGUUAAUUUUCGAACUUCACUCUGAUGAAAAUCGUUAUUAGAGUUAUUUGGUGGUUAUUAUUAGUUGAACACUCUCAAGACUGGGGAGUUAGGAUUAUUAUCGGAGUUGUAGGGAUGGGAUUACGUUUCAGAGUGCAAAUCUGGGACUCUUUGACUUACAAUCAUCGAUCGAUAUCGUUAAGAUCUCUCAGCUGUAAAUAAUUAGAGUAGUGAGGAUAAUACAUUAAAAUUAUUUAAGAAAAUUAUUUGAAUCAUUUUGUAAGGCUGGUGGUCCAAUAAAAUGAGAGGAGUAACUCUA